GAAUAGUUCAAUACAGAAACUGAGAGACAUCUCCUUUAUAGGACUAUUCCUCUUCGCUCGGAGUCAGAAAAGCAGAAUUACUUUGCAGAGAGAGAAGCCCGCAGGCCAUGAGCGUGAAGUAGUCACCAUUCGUAAGAGUCGGUAAAGGUUGUAAUUAUUUUUUGAUCGGAAUCUGGUGUUAUCUUCAAGGCAAAGUUUAAUUCCCGGCGUGUUUUCCGAUCUGCAGAUUCUUCUGGGUCAGUGUGAUCUUUGGGCAAGAUGAGUGAGGUAUUUGAAGGAUACGAGCGCCAAUACUGCGAGCUAUCGGCAAAUCUAUCGAGAAAAUGUACCUCCGCUGGUAUUCUUGAGAGAGAGCAGAAGAAGCAAAAGGUUUCUGAAAUUAAAGCUGGAUUGGAAGAUGCGGAGGCUUUGAUUAGGAAAAUGGACCUUGAGGCAAGAAGUUUGCAGCCAAGUGUGAAGGCUAUGCUCCUUGCAAAAUUGAGGGAGUACAAGUCUGAUCUGAACAAUCUGAAAAGUGAAGUUAAGAGAAUCACAUCCACUAAUGCUAAUCAGGCUGCACGAGAUGAAUUGUUGGAGUCGGGAAUGGCUGAUACACUGAUGGCAUCUGCUGAUCAGAGAAGCAGAUUGUUAAUGGCAACUGAUAGAUUAGAUCAGUCCAGUGGUCGGAUUAAGGAGAGCAGAAAAACAAUGCUGGAAACAGAAGAACUUGGUGUCUCAAUCCUUCAGGAUUUGCAUCAACAACGUCAGUCUCUCCUGCAUGCAAAUAACACUCUUCAUGGGGUUGACGACAACAUUGGCAAGAGUAAGAGGAUUUUGACCACCAUAUCAAGAAGGAUGAGCAGGAAUAAAUGGAUAAUCGGCAUCAUAAUAGCAGCUCUAGUUGUUGCAGUCAUCUUGAUCCUGUAUUUUAAGCUCCGCUAGGGAGGUAUGCUUGUUCAAUUGUGUUUUUACCUACUAUUCUCUAUAAUUGCGGGUGUGUUUGAAAAUGAUGAUCAGAUGCUUGUGUGGCCAGUAUAUACUCAUUCAGAUGCUAUGGUGUUUUAUAUUCACCCUUUCAACACAGUCUCUGCCCAUUAUUUGCCUAUGGAUAUAGAAUAAUCAAAAGCUGUCAUUUUCCUCA
Messenger RNA from Macadamia integrifolia, 1120 nucleotides. Its product is annotated as vesicle transport v-SNARE 13-like. Gene Ontology annotation, molecular function: SNAP receptor activity; SNARE binding. Gene Ontology annotation, cellular component: ER to Golgi transport vesicle membrane; endoplasmic reticulum membrane; late endosome membrane. Gene Ontology annotation, biological process: vesicle-mediated transport; intracellular protein transport; vesicle fusion. Lineage: Eukaryota; Viridiplantae; Streptophyta; Magnoliopsida; Proteales; Proteaceae. The transcript has 6 exons. The record is from RefSeq and is a predicted model, not a curated record. Bases 259 to 921 code for a protein of 220 amino acids.